This is a messenger RNA of Oryzias latipes (Japanese medaka), 11846 nucleotides long. The record is from RefSeq and is a predicted model, not a curated record. NCBI's taxonomy places the organism in Eukaryota, Metazoa, Chordata, Actinopteri, Beloniformes, Adrianichthyidae.
AAAGACCACAAUGCAUUGCGGCGACACAGUCGUUAUCAGGACACAUCUUCAACCUAGGGGAAAGCUUCCUCUUUAAAGGCGUUUUAUUUAACCUUGUCGAGGAGGUAACCCCUUCCUUGAAUUUUUUUAAGUAAAGAGUUUAUUGCUUUGAUAAAUAUUGACUUUCCGCUUUUAAAUGCAUUCCUUCUAUCUAUUACAGCUAGCUUUGAGGCUAAUUUGAGCGCCCUAGUUAGAGCUAUUCACUAGCUAACCUAACAGAGAGGACAACGAAUCAGCAAAAGGUGGGACGAUAAAUUCAAGAAGAGCAGCUGACAGGAGUAACACUUAUGAUAUGUCUCGGAGAAACACUACAAACACAUAAUCCGUUGAUGCAAGGGAAGAUGACGGACUUCAUCCCAUGUUGCCCAUUGAAUCUCACAUAACAUAAAGAGAUUUCAAGCAUCUUCAGUGGACUAUAAAGAUCAACAAUGAAUCUUCAUCAAGUCCUUACGGGGGCUGUCAACCCUGGAGACAACUGCUUCUCAGUUGGAAGUAUCAACAAUAUGCCUUUUACGGCUUAUGCAUCAGGCUGCGAUGUGGUGAUUUUGGGCAGUAAUUUUGAGCGGCUGCAGAUCAUCCCAGGGGCCAAACAUGGCAACAUCCAGGUUGGAUGUGUUGACUGCUCAUUGCAGGGGGGGCAGAUUGCAGCUUCCUAUGGAAGCACUGUAUGCGUCUUUGAGCCUGUACAGCCUCCAGACAGAAAAGAUGCACCGCUGUCUAAGGGGAACUGCCAGUGGCAGAAAGCUGGUCAGUUUGUGUUGGAGACAAUGGUACGAAACCUGGCUUGGCACCCCACAGGAAAAUCCCUCUUAACGGGUUCCAACAGCCUCCAGCUCUGGUCUGAUGUGGACGGUGUUAAAGAUGAAGUUGAAAAUAGGAAAAAGAAGAAUCAAAUGACCAUACAAGGCUCUUCCUCUGCUUGGAGGUGUAUUUGGCAGAACAGGACGGCCUCUCCAGUUUGUUUUAUGAAGUUCUCUCCAGAUGGGGAAUUCUUUGCCACUGCAGGGCAGGAUGAUUGUUUGGUGAAGGUUUGGUACAGCACCAACAAGUGGAAGUCUGGUGUUCCCACACUCUUCACCCCCCCAGAUGCCAGUGUGAGUGUGCAGGGGGAUUUGGCUUUUUCCUUUGUGUACCUGGCCCAUCCUCGCUCUGUCACUGGUUUCUCUUGGAGGAAGACCAGCAAAUACAUGCCACGAGCUGCAGUGUGUAAUGUUCUGCUCACCUGCUGCAAGGACAACGUUUGUCGGCUCUGGGCAGAGACGAUGUUACCAGGCGAUAGCUUCCUCUAUGGUCACUUCAACAGCCCCGUUUCUGGUUAUGAUGGGGAAACCGUCAAAUGUGCUGACCGCCCCGAAAAAAACAACUUCAAUGGGAAGACACAAGGAAUCACCUCACAAGAAUUUAAUUUUCAAGAAUCGUGGCAUUCCGGCUCCUAUCGGGAUAUCCCUGUUCCCUCCCUGACUGGCUGCCUGCCAAACCACCAGAGCCAACACUUUACCCACAAGACGAGCAGCAAUGAAAUGCCUCAUGCUAACGCUCUCUGCCACUUCCACAUUGCUGCCAGCAUCAACCCUGCAACAGACAUUCCUUUACUGCCCUCCAUAUCCUCUCUGGGUGCUGUGAAUGAUGAGGAGCCAGGCGGUCUCUUUACUGUCCACUGGCUCAAUAACAAGGAGCUUCAUUUCACUUUAUCCAUGGAGGUCUUCCUGCAGCAGCUCAGAAGCACUUUGGAUGAGGAAAACGAAUGCUCAAAUGAAGAACCUGAAGAUGAAGAUACCUAUGAUGAAGAAGACAACCAUAGCAGUCCAAACGACCCCAAAGGGGAUGAAGGUGUGGAGCUUCCUGUAGCAGCUUUGGAGCACCAAGUGAACGUUUUGUUGGAGGAGUGGAAUAAAGGGGCGGACAUGCUGUUCAGUAUACAUCCCAUGGAUGGCUCAUUGUUAGUCUGGCACGUGGACUGGUUAGAUGAAUACCAACCAGGGAUGUUCAGGCAAACUCAGGUGUCAUUUGUGUCUCGUAUCCCUGUAGCAUUUCCUACAGGUGAUGCCAUCUCCCUGAGUCACAGUGUGGUUAUGUAUGCCUGCAACAAAAACGUGGAUUUGGCGAUCCAGCACGGAAGACAGCGACCGCCGGGUACCUUAUUAUCCCAAACAAAGUCUACUCUGAUAAGCUACGGAUGCCAAGUAAAAGCUGCAAGCAACAAUAGUCUUCGAUUGAGUAUUUUCACCCCCAAUGUCCUCAUGAUCUCCAAACAUGAUGAUGGCUCUCUGAAUCAGUGGGCUGUCAGCUUUGCAGAAGACUCUGCUUUCUCCACUGUGCUCAGUGUCUCCCACAAAUCCCGCUACUGUGGUCACCGUUUCCACCUCAACGAGCUGGCCUGUCACUCCUUACUCCCACUCCUCCUCACCACUUCACACCACAAUGCCUUGAGGACACCAGAGGCAGAGAGCAUCCUGACUCCUGCCGAGGGGCAUCGGAUUAGUGUUUCCCAUUCCACGUCUCUGAAUUGUGGGUCUCGACCCAGUCGAGUGUCCCUUGGUGGGGUUUCUCAGGAUCCUAACGCAAUCUACAGCGAACUGAUUUUAUGGAGAGUGGACCCUGUCGGCCCACUGUCUCUGUCAGGCGGGGUUUCAGAGCUCGCUAGAAUAAAUUCUCUUCAUGCAUCAGCGUUCGCUAAUGUAGCCUGGCUGCCCACACUCAUUCCCAGCAGCUGCCUUGGUGUGUAUUGUAACUCACCCAGUGCCUGCUUUGUGGCGAGUGAUGGUCAGUCUCUACGACUGUAUCAAGCUGUCAUUGAAGCGAAGAAACUCCUGAGCGAGCUCUCCAAUCCGGAGAUUUCUAGAUAUGUUGGGGAAGUUUUCAACAUUAUCAGUCAGCAGUCCACAGCUAAACCAGGCUGUAUCAUAGAGCUGGAUGCCAUUACCGACUUUCAGCGGAAGGAGACCCAACUUCUACAUGUCUUUGAAGAAAACCUGAUCCUUGGCAGUUUGAGAGCAGAAGGCCCACAAGAAACUCCUGAUUCCAUUUUUUUCAGUGAGUCGGCCUUCUCAGCGCGCUUUUUUCUGGUGGUGGUGGAACUGACUCAAACGGGCCGAUCACUCCUGCACAUGUGGCAACUGCAUCUCGCCGCUUUACCCGUCAUACUAGAAGAAACACCAACUCCAAAGGAUCUCACCACACCUUCUCCGAUGUACAACUCCCAGUUUCUCUUUGACAUCCCCAGUUCUCCAGUAAUUCCCAGGCGUAAACCUUCCACCACCAACCUUCAGACUGCAUGUCGCCUCAGCCUCACAACACGAAAGCUGUUCAGCCAAGAACUUUCCCUUCCUCCUGGAGUUGAAGCGAUUAGUUUUACUCCUUCUGCAGGUCAUUUGAGUGCAUCGUGCUCUUUACCAGCUGGCCGUGUGCCGUAUCUUCUUGCUUCUUCCUGCUCUGAUGGAAAAGUGCGUUUCUGGCAGUGCAGUGUUUCAGCACCAGAGCCCACUAGCACAGAUGACUUUGUUUACCAAUGGGAGGAGUGGACUCUCCUGGUGGAUGAAAGGCUUCCAAACUGCAGUGCCGUGAGCGUGCCUGGUCGCCCCAUCAACGUGAGCUGCUGCCACACCGGACGGAUCGCUGUCGCCUACCGGCAGGCGCCAAACGCGCCCUUGAACUCAACACCUCAUUCAAGCUCCGAUGGACUGCCAGCUUUUCCUCCCACCUUGGCAUCCUCCCCAUACGGAUUCAGGAACUACACACACCCAAACCAAACUCCCAAUAUACAACCAGUUCCAAGUCUUAGUGUCAGCCCCAACCCAGCAAAAGCAAGAGAACCACUGGUCUACAUCAGCAUCUUCCAGUGUGACUCCACCGGUGGUUCGCAGUGGAUUCUAGAGCAGACCAUAUUUUUGGACAGCACUGAUCCCACAGCUGGCAGUUCUGCUGUUAAAGGUGUUAAUCUUUCCAGUAAUAUUGACCUAUCUAUGCCUAAUGACAACUGUCCUGGCUCUGCAAAUAGGGCAAUGGUUCAUUUGGACUGGGUUUCGCAAGAAGAUGGGUCACACAUUCUGACGGUUGGUAUUGGGACAAGGAUCUACAUGUAUGGCCGCCUGUCUGGGAAGCCUCCAGAACUGGUUCUGUCUUCUGAUGCUAAAAGAGACCACAGUUUGUCUCGCUUAGUUCUGCUGCGCUCCGUCAGUCUGGUCUCCUCUGUUGACGGUUCAUUACCAAUCCCAGUUUCCCUCUCCUGGGUCCGAGAUGGUAUCCUUGUGGUGGGUAUGGACUGUGAGAUGCACGUCUACUCCCAGUGGCAGCCGCCAGUACCUCCAAAACCUGCUUUCACAACUUUCCAAGACACAGACACGAGCAGCAGCGUCUCCUCCAUAGUGUCAGCUGUCAGACAGUUCCAGGAGGAUGGCGUCACUUCUGCGGCACCUACACCUCUCCUGGCCCCUCCCAAGAAGGCCUUGACGAGAUCAAUGAUGAGUCUGGCGCAGAAGCUCAGUGGGAAGAAAACGGUUUAUGACCUGCCUGUAGAGAUGGAGGAUUCUGGGCUUUUUGAAGCAGCUCACCAGCUUUUUCCCACUUUACCUCAGUACCAUCCUGUACAAUUACUGGAACUCAUGGAUCUAGGGAAGGUCCACCGUGCCAAAGCGAUCCUCUCCCACCUGGUGAAAUGCAUUGCUGGGGAAAUUGUCACGCUGAAAGAGAGUACCACCAACCAAGAGAAGCGCAUACGCUCUCGAACAAUCAGCGUUGGAGGCAGCACCGCCAGAGAUGAGAAGAUCUUCAGCAAAUCGGAAAGCUCCAGCCCCGACUAUACCGAAAUAAGCUCUGUGCCCCCCCUGCCUUUGUAUGCUCUUCUGGCCGCUGAUGAGGACACGCCACAACUCGAAAAGGGUGGCAGUGUGAGUGGAGAUAGUGGGCAUGGUUCCAGUCAGACUGAUGCUUAUGAUGAACUCUUUCAUACACCCAAUACUGUGGACCUGAACCUACUGAAUGAGGAACAGGAAGAAACUGGGAGUAAAGUUAUAGACCUUUCAAAGUACAGUCCUACAUAUUUUGGACCAGAACAUGCUCAGGUUCUCUCCAGUCAUCUCCUCCACUCAAGUUUACCUGGACUAACUCGAAUGGAGCAGAUGUCACUCAUGGCGCUCGCUGACACCAUUGCUACCACAAGCACAGACCUCAAGGAUAAUCAGGCAAAGAGCAAAGGAGGGGAGACUCUGGAUGAGUGUGGCCUUAAAUUUUUGCUGGCUGUCAGACUCCACACCUUCCUUUCAACAUCCCUGCCUCCAGCACACCGUGCACAGCUGCUUUGUCAGGGCCUGUCAACAUGUCAUUAUGCCUGGGCCUUUCACUCGGAGGCUGAGGAGGAAUUACUGAACAUGCUUCCUGCUAUGCAGAAGGGAGAACCCACCUGGCCUGAGCUGCGCUCCAUGGGUCUGGGAUGGUGGCUGCGCAGCACUGACAAGCUGCGCAGGUGUAUCGAAAAGGUUGCCAAAGCUUCUUUUCAGAAAAGCAAUGAUCCUCUGGAUGCAGCUAUUUUUUAUCUGGCUCUGAAAAAGAAGGCAGUGGUUUGGGGACUCUAUAGGUCUCAGAAGAAUGCAAAGAUGACAGAGUUUUUCCGAAACAACUUCAGUGAGGACAGGUGGAGGAAAGCAGCACUGAAAAAUGCCUUCUCUCUGCUGGGGAAACAGCGGUUCCAGCAUUCUGCAGCCUUUUUUCUAUUGGCCGGCUCCCUGAAGGAUGCUGUGGAGGUGUGUUUAGAGAAAAUGCAAGAUCUUCAGCUGGCCCUGGUGAUCUCCAGAUUGUACGAGUCUGAGUUUGAAACUUCGUCCACUUACAAAAAGAUCCUUCAGAGGCACGUUUUGGGCCAAGACAAACAGAUUCCUACCCAUCCUGAUCCUUUCUUGCGAAGCAUAGCCUACUGGGUUUUGGAGGACUACAGCAGAGCCUUGGACACUCUGAUUGUGCAGCCUUCAAACCUGAAAAGCUCUGGAACCUCUCAGAUCAAAUGUGACACUGAUUCCUCUUCAAAGCCUUUGUGUAACCCAGAGGUUUUUAAUUUUUACAUCUACCUGCGUACACAUCCACUUCUCCUUCGCCGCCAUUUUGCCUCUUGUGACAGGGCGAAAGUUGGCCUGACCACUGAAGGUCGCAGGGCUGACUCCAUCAGUCUGGAUGAAAGGAGGCUGUUUUUCACCACUGCGUACGCUCACCUCCAAACUGGGUGUCCCAUGCUGGCACUUGAAGUCCUGUCGAAGAUGCCCAAAGUCCACAAACGUUCCAAACUCCCCAACCAAGAUGACUCGAGCAUUUCUGCUGAGCUCAGUGUCGGGAGUAAGAAUGGGCCAGCGUCUGACCCAGACUGGAGUCGGUCGGCUCUGAACGGCUUCGAUUCAGCUGGAAACAGUUUGUCCAACAGCCAGUCAGACUCCUUGUUAAGUUUUGAUUGGAGCCAGCCAUCGCUGAACCUUCCAGAUGAGCCGCUGGAGCUGAAGUGGGACAGUGACAAAGACGACGAGGAUGCAGAUGAAGAUGAAGAACCACAAAUGACAAAAGAAGAGAAAGACUGCAAAACAACUGAGAACAGCGUUUUCCAAGACAUUCCAAACGCUUUUCCUGCGGGUACGGAAAGCUCGAGGCAGGGCGACCUCAAAGACGAGGAUAAUUGCAUCGUUCCAUCUGAUGACAUUUUAGUGUGUCAGCUUAAGUUCACCGCCUGCCUGAAGAUAAUGGCCAAUGAGCUGCGCACCCUGUCAACGGGGUAUGAACUGGAAGGAGGGAAGCUGCGUUACCAGCUGUGCCAGUGGUUGGAAAGAGAGGUGCUGGCUCUGCAGCGCUGCUGCAGCUACAAGCCUCGCCUGCCGAAAGCGUCUUUCCAGGAUGAUCAAUCGGUUUCUGGAUUAGUGGAGGAAGAUCAGCCCCAGAGCCCUCAUGCUGAUAGCCACAAGAGCAGAAGACAGUGGCUGCAGAGUAACCAGCCUUUAUUGAGGAUGUUUCUGAGCUACUGCAGCUUGCACGGCUCUCAUGGCGGAGGACUGGCUUCGGUACGCAUGGAGCUCAUAUUGCUGCUUCAGGAGUCCCACCAGGACGACUCUGUGAAGUCCGUGAAGCCACUGGGUUCUCAGCAUACGUCCAUUCCUCUUCUUAUGGCUUGUACUGCCAGUGUAAAAACAGUGGUGGCUAAUCCUAUUGUGUACCUGACCAACCUGGCACAUGACAUCUUGCAGACCAUCAAUGCGCUCGACUCCCCUCCACAUCCUGACAUUGUUAACAAUGAGAUCUAUGUGAUGCACACUCUGGCUGCUUCCUUGUCCGCCUGCAUAUAUCAGUGUCUUUGUGAUGGACAUACAUACAGCCAUGUGAACCACUUCACCGGGACUGUUUAUCAGAGCGUUUUGCUGUCUCAGAAGCAGCUGCUCAGAGCUGUCAGCACGGAUGAGUCUGCUCAACCCAACACUUCUCCUGCUCAGUGGCCAGGUAUUGCUUCUCUCAUUCGUCUGCUGAACUCGGCAGGUGAGGACAGCCAGCCAGGCUUGGCUGUUCUCCUGUGCGAGAUUUUGACUGCGGUCUACCUGAGUCUUUUCAUUCACGGCAUGGCGACUCACUCCAGCAACGAGUUAUUUCGCAUCGUGACCCAUCCGCUCCACGGCAAGCUGUGGGUGAGCGUUUUUGGGGGAGGAGCCCGAGUCCCAGUCAUGGGGAAACCCACCAGUCCAACAAGAACCCCUCCACCAGCUUCUCCAAGUGGCUCAGAGAAGAAAGCCAGGCGUUUCCGGCUCCUUUCGUCACGCGGUGGAUCAAAAGAAGAGUCUGGGAUCGAGCGGGAAGGCCCAUCCAGUCCCAAAUUUGGUUCUGUUGUGGAACACGGAGUCACCUCUGUCUUUAAGGACCAGUUUGUUCCUCCAGAGCUCAGCAUUUGGGAUUACUUUAUUGCCAAGCCUGUGCUGUCACCAUUAGAAAACAGGGUUGAAUACGACUCUGAGGAAAGCCUGAGCAGCCAAGAAGAAGAGGAUGAUGAUGAUGAUGAAUGUGACGACGUGUUUGAGCCCAGCUCUCCACAGAAAGAGCAUGCAAAUAACAAUUCAUACAGCUGGUGCUUGAUGCGUCUGGCCAUGGUUCAGCUGGUCUUGGUCAACCUCAAGUCCUUUUACCCAAUGGCAGGAUACGAUCUGUUGGAUUUGCCCGUGGCCUCCCCUCUGUGUCACGCUGUGCUGAAGACUCUGCAGCGCUGGGAGCAGGUGCUGCAGAAGAGACUAGAGAUCUUCGGGGGCCCCCCACCCAAAUACAUCUCCACCCACCUUCAAGAUGAGAGCAUCACACCAGGCCCUGCUUUGCUGAGACACAAAGCCCUGUUUGAACCAUGCAACACCCCGUUCAGAGCUAGCCACUCUUCUGCUCUGCCAGUGAAACGUUUAUGGCAGUAUUUGGUGAAGCAGGAAGAACUGCAGGAGACGUUCAUUAGAAACAUUUUCACCAAAAAACAUGGUUCAAAUCAGUCGGACCAGGCUGACAAUAUGAAAUGUUCAGGAAUGGACGAGACAGGAAACAACCAGACCGAGUCGGAUCAGAACAGUGGCGGGGGGAAAGCACGCAUCAUUCACAAGGAAUCGGACAUCAUCACCGCUUUUGCGAUCAACAAGGCUAACCGUAAUUGCUUAGUCAUGGCCUCGACCCACGACAUUCAGGAGCUGGACGUGUCUUCCAUCUUGGCCACACAGAUCCUGACGUGGAUCGAUGACGAGGAGCCUGAAGCCAAAGGUGUUGGAGGUGAUGACUUCCUGGUGGUCCACGCACGGGAUGACUUUGCUGCCCUCCACGGCACCACUCCGUACACCCACAGCAGCCCUGGGACACCUAUCAACGUGCCCUGGCUGGGGGCCAUGCAGACAGGCAGGGGUGCGGCUGUGAUGAUCAAAAGAAACAUCAACAACGUCAGAAGAAUGACCUCUCAUCCCACUCUGCCCUACUACCUGACAGGAGCUCAGGACGGCAGUGUGAGGAUGUUUGAGUGGGGGCAUUCCCAGCAGAUCACCUGCUUCAGGAGUCCAGGCAACUCCAGAGUGACCAGGAUACGCUUCAACCACCAGGGAAACAAGUUUGGUAUUGUAGAUGCUGAUGGAGCUUUGAGUCUCUGGCAGACCAGCACAAGUGGAAAUACACCCAAACCAUAUCUGACUUUGCAGUGCCACAACAAGACAGCGCAUGACUUUGUCUUUGUGGGCUCCUCUUCCCUCAUCGCCACUGCAGGUCUUUCAACAGACAACAGAAAUGUGUGUCUUUGGGACACUCUAGUGACUCCUGCCAACAGCCUCAUACACGCUUUCUGCUGCCACGACUCCGGCGCCACUGUGCUCUCCGUGGCCCCUAAGCGGCAGCUGCUCAUCACCGGCGGGCGGAAAGGCUGGAUCAGCGUCUUGGAGCUCCCCAACAGACACCAGCGGCAGAGCUUCCAGGCCCACGACUCUCCGGUCAAAGCUCUGGCUGUGGAUUCAGUGGAGGACUGCUUCAUCAGUGGAUCGGCUGAGGGCAACAUUAAGGUGUGGAGUCUGGCCUCGCAGAGUCUCCUCUACUCCUUCCCCAACGAACACGCCCGCCAGUCGCUGUUCAGGAACCUCGGGACGGGCGUGAUGCAGAUCGAGGUGGGACCAGCCAACCACGUCUUCUCCUGUGGCGCCGACGGGACCAUGAAGAUGAGGAGCCUUCCCAACCGCUUCAGCGUGGUGAACAGCAGCCACAGCAACGCCGGGAACAACGUCAAGUUCUUCAUAUAGACGGUGGUCGCACAGAGCACCGCGCACAGGAGCUUCUCCAAGCCUUUUAAAAGUGUAGCUACAGCAAGUACAGGGUAAAAACUGAGUACGCUCAAGCUGGAAUAGAUGGAUUAAACAGGACAAACACCUCGUCUGACAUCGAUGCGCGUCCAACUGCCAUCAAAACAGCACAUGGAGCCUUUUUAUUUGCACAGAUGAAAGCGAGGUCCAAGAGCUCCAGCAGCCAUCUUUCACACAGAAUCGCCUUUCCUUUGGUUCAUGUUGGUCUAUAUGAAGUGAGAGUUCAAAAAAGAUUUCAAAGUAUCAAUCGUGGACAUCAGAGCACAUCAUCCAGCCAGAGGAGCAUCCAGAAGAUGAGCAGCAGACGUUGGUCACUGUCAAGGCGCUUCCCCCCCCCCCAGCAGGUCGUCUUCAUAUCAAACUCUUUGUGACCGUUGCAGCUUUUGCGGAGCUCCUUUCCGGCUCAAACAAACUGUACUAUAGUUGUAAAUAAAGCAUCUGUAUUGGGGUAAACGCUCUAAAUGUCAGGAUCCAUGGUGGAGAUGUUGCAGCGAGCGCCACGCUGCUGUCUGCUGAGCGUGACGCGGCUCACAGACUGGAAAACAGCCAGUCUGGCUGCGUGCAGCAGAAGCAGCCUGCCAACGCCGCUCGACUUCAUAAAUUAACACGUCUCGUUUGUUUAAUUAAACUAACUAAACGAUAGCGGCUCUUAACGCCACCGCUGCCAGCCCGGAUCCAUCGGGGGAAUAGCUUUAUGGUCGAGGAUAAAGUCGCAAAUGAAUUUGACACCGAUGGGAUCUGGCUAAUCUGUGAGCUGCAGAGGGUUUUUAUUUGUCUCAAAUUAAAACCAGCUCUGGUCUUUCACAGACACGAGCGUUGGGACUCCGCCCAUCCUAAACGUGGUAGCUCCCUACAGAGUCGUCGGAGUUGAUUUUCCAUUUGCACAUUAGUUGAGCUCAAUCACGGGGUUAAAGUGGUAACAAUAGGAGACAGACGAGGUAACACGUGCAAUGUUUUUGUCUCAGUUUGGAUCAUAGAAGCAGCUCUUAAAGUGUCCUUAAUCUUGACUUCUGCCAACACAGGAGCACUAAUACUGAUUUGUAUGGUACUGCUUUGCACAAAGUAGCUUUAAUUAAACGAGGCUAUCAUUGACAUGAGAGACCAGCAGUUAUAUCUUUUCUGGCUACUUUUUUUUUUGUGUUUUUGUGUGGCGGGGACUGAUGACACGCAGAUGACCUUGUACUUUUGCUGUUGACAAUGAAAGCAGGUGCAGGUGGAUACAUUUUACAUUUUAAUUGAGCUUUUGUUUUAUUUUGGUAACAAUGCACCUCUCCCUCAUCGUCCAACACCCGACAUUUGUGCCCCGUAGUUGAACUAGCAACCUUUACUUAAUUUGCCACGUUUAUGAUCACCUGUAUUUUUUUUUUUUCAUUUAAUGAUGGUUCUUGUGUAAUUCAGCUCCCGCACAUGUUUGGAUUACAUAAUCCGAGUGAUACCUAAUGCUCCUGUGCUGCUGAAGCAGUCACACAUUGAAUUUCGAGCAGGUUUAAUGCAAUUAUGUAAAUACAUCAGACAGUUAACUGCAUAAUCACAGCUAGUUCUAGCAGAAUAGUGAGUAAUAAAAGCCACUUUAAGACUGUACAGACCAGUGUACUUAUGAAACAUGUUCAUAUAUUUAGUGGAGAUCAAGAAGUUAUUUGAAUAUUUUUCCUUGUGGUUGGAGAGCCCAGUCCUCCUGCAGCAGCUGGAGAGUAAAAUCUGUUUUUAUCAGAUUUAUGUGCUCAGUCACUGGAGAAUACUUUUUUUUUUUAAUAUAUAUAUAAAUAUAUGAAUUUAUCAGAGUAUUUCUUGACAGUCUGGACUGAAACGACUCGAUGUGUAGGAUUGCAGCUGUUGCACAAGAAUAAACAUUUCCGCUUUAUUAAAGGAUUCUCUUUUACCCUCAUCGAUCAACAAAUGUGAAUUUAAUCAGAUGAUUCUAAUUUUCUAAUGUAAGUUGUUGCAACAAACACAAAUGUGCUGAAUCCAUUAAAGAUUUAUGUAAAACUA